GUAUUUCCUGGGCAGAAAGAUUGUCUUUGAUGCGGAGAACACUAAGCCUUCACGCCCCGACGACAAACAGUUCGAAGUGAUCGGCAUUGAGAGUUCGUUCCAUAUCAGUCAGUUAGUGGUGGGACUGUCAGAUCCCAUGCAGUUGAAACAGGGCCAUGAAAUCACGAUUGAGUUGACCAAGAAGAUCGCUAUGCAAAUCGAUGGCGAGCCGUGGCAGCAGACACCAUGCACUAUACACAUCACGCACCACGAACAAGCACCCGUGCUCAUCAAGCGCAAGCAGGUCUUCUACUAG
Sphaeroforma arctica JP610 is the source of this 295-nucleotide messenger RNA. RefSeq lists its product as hypothetical. Gene Ontology annotation, molecular function: ATP-dependent diacylglycerol kinase activity. The annotation marks the transcript as partial. The transcript has 2 exons. The record is from RefSeq and is a predicted model, not a curated record. Lineage: Eukaryota; Ichthyosporea; Ichthyophonida.